CACAGGAAGCGGUGACGCGCUGCGCAGAGAAGCCGGAGCCGAGGGGAAUGGUGUUUUCUUUCUUUUCUCUUUUAGUUUAAACCCGGGGCUUUAUUCUUUAGUGUUUUUUUAAAAGAAACAUUUCAUUUUAUAUAUGUAUAGUUUCUCCCUUUUCCUCGUUUUACCUUGCUUCCCACGGGCGAUUUAGUUGUGUCGAUUUGGAGACGGGGGGGGGGGAUAAUAUUAGGCUUUUUUUCAUUUUUCUUGGAGACAGGCUAGCUGUAUUUUUGUAAUCAACUUGCUCCCCCCCAGCUCAGUACAAGUCGGCGUGAUUGUUCGAUUUAUUUCGCUUUUUUCCGCAACCGAGUGGCCACGGACUUGAGAAGUCGAGGAGCCGAAUGAGACCGACAAUUUCUUAAAAGUUCUUCAGAGAGAAAAAAAAAUCGGGUCGUGUUUCUGUGAAUGAGGACGCUUUUCCACGCAGGCCUGCUCUGACGCCGCUCACCAUGCCCGAGGAGUGACCAGGUGUUCGGCACAGCGCGGCUACACCGGUGGUUUUCAUGAUAUGGAAUGCAAGUUAACCACGGCCCAGCCGAAGAGUCUGCUGUAGACGGUUCCCCCGAUUCUUGAAGAGCGUGGGCUCUGUCGCAUUAGAGUCGAUUAGAGCUACAGCUUUGGCAGCGGGACCCAGGGAGCUCUGGCCCCCCGGCGCGGCGAACAUGUCCAGCAGCGGCAGCCCCCACGAGAGCCUGGACAUCAUGAAGGAGAGCGAGCGGAAGCUGGUGGAGGAGGCGCUGGGCAAGAACAAGCUGGCGGUGCGGGCGGCCGCCAAGGAGGGGUGCGACAAGGAGGGCGAGGAGUCGGGCACGCCGCAGGACACCCAGCGGAGAAACCAGAACCACGGGCACGGCAGGAAAAGGGCCAAGUCAAAUGCCAAAUUAAAGCUGGUGAGGAGCCUGGCGGUGUGUGAGGAGUCCUCAGGACCUUUCUCAGGAGACGGCCCUUCAGAAUCACAGGACAUCAUUCAGCUGCACAUUAGCUGCCCUUCCGACAAGGAGGAAGAGAAAUCCUCGAAGGAUGAGUCGGAGAAGGAGGAGAAGGAAAAGAACAAGGACAAGGCUCCUCGAAAGAUGCUGUCUCGCGACUCCAGCCAGGAAUACACCGACUCCACGGGCAUUGACGUCCACGAGUUCUUGGUCAACACACUGAAAAACAACCCCAGGGAUAGAAUGAUGCUGCUAAAACUGGAACAGGAUAUCCUGGAGUUCAUCAAUGAUAACAGUAACCAGUACAAGAAGUUUCCUCAGAUGACUUCCUACCACCGGAUGCUCCUGCACCGGGUGGCUGCGUAUUUCGGGAUGGACCACAAUGUGGAUCAGACCGGCAAAGCCGUCAUCAUCAACAAGACCGGCAACACGCGCAUCCCUGAGCAGAGGUUCUCAGAGCACAUCAAAGACGAGCGGAACAUGGACUUCCAGAAGAAGUUCAUCUUGAAGAGAGAUGACACCAGCAUGGAUAAAGACGACAACCAGAUCCGAGUCCCGCUGCAGGACGGGCGCAGGAGCAAGUCUAUCGAGGAGCGGGAGGAGGAGUACCAGAGGGCGCGGGAGCGGAUAUUCGCUCGGGAAGUCUUUUUUUCUUUUCAGUCAUCCCAGAAUGGAUACAUCAACGACAACAGACUCUCCAUUGAAGGCUUUUCCUCUAGCUCUCAAAAAAGGAGACAGAUCUUUAGGGGGAACCGGGAGAGCUCCAGCCGGGCCUCCAGCAGCCGCCAGAGCAGCACGGACAGCGAGCUCAAGUGCCUGGAGCCGCGACCCUGGAGCAGCACCGACUCGGACAGCUCCAACCGCACCCUGCGGCCCCCGGUCACCAAGGCCAGCAGCUUCUCCGGCAUCUCCAUCCUCACCCGGGGUGACAGCAUUGGCAGUGCCAAGGGGGUGCCCGCUGGCUGCAGGAUCUCCCGCACAGGGCUCCCUAUUACCACCGCUGAUGCAGUCGCCCCGUGUUCAGCGCCCCAGCCACCCCGCAGCCUGCUCCCCUGCCCCUCCAGCCAAGCACAGCCCCAGGGACAGCAGGCACAGCCCCCCCAGAGCGCCCUGCUGCCCACCCCUCCGCAGCCUCCCAUGAGCAAUCACAUGAUGGCUCAGCCGGUGGCGUCUCUGCAGCCCGUGGCGUCUCUGCAGCCCUCUCCGCAGCCAGUGCAGUAUUCCAGCACCUCCUGCCCCCAGGUCAUCCUGCCAGUGUCCCCCCCCCAGCAGUACAACAUGACUGAGGAUUUGGGUCCGCAGUUCAGUCAGAUGACCCUGAGCCGGCAGGGCUCCAGCGAGGCCCCGGAGCCCCCAUCACUGUUCCAGCCUCCCUCCGUCCUGCCCCAGCACCCUCCGCCCCAGCCCAGCUACAUCAUGGCCUCGGGGGCCCAGCCGAUGCCCGCGUCCGCCUUCCAGCCUGGCUCUGCCCACGCUCACCCCCCACCCCCUCCGCCCCCGCCUUCGCAGCCUGUCCUGCAGCCGCCACCGCCUCCGCCACCCCCCCAGGGGUACAUUCAAACCCCGCCCCCGCCCCCUCAGCAGAUUCAAGUGUCCUACUAUGCUCCGGGGCAGUACCCCACUUCAGGACAGCAGUACCGCCCGCUCUCCCACCAGGUGUCCUACCCGUCCCAGCGCUCCCAACCCCUCGCCCAGCCGGCGCAGCAGUCAGCAGGACUCCAGACCAUGCUGCCCAAUCAGCAGCAAGCGUAUCAAGGCAUGAUGGGAGUCCAACAGCCACAGAACCCCAGCCUUCUCAACACCCAGCGGGGCAACAUGGGAAACCAGAUGCAAGGCAUGAUGGUCCAAUAUCCACCGCUGCCUUCAUACCAGGUGCCUGUGGGCAACGAAUCCCAACAGGUGGUCCAGCAGACAUACCAGCAGCCUGUGAUGGUGCCUGCCAGCCAGUCUGUGCAGGGGGGGCUGCCAGGGGGCGCAAUGCCAGUCUACUACAGCGUCCUCCCCCCAGCACAGCAGACCAGCACAAGCCCAUCGGUGGGCUUUCUGCAACCCCCCAGCUCUGAGCAGUACCAGAUUCCACAGUCCCCCUCUCCCUGUAACCCGCCACAGAUACAGCAGCAAUAUUCAGGUGUGGCCCCUCCAGGUACAGGUGUGGUGGUGAUGCAGCUGAGUGUCCCCAAUGGGCCCCAGCCCACCCAGAGCCCCUCUAUGGUCCAGUGGAACCACUGCAAGUAUUACAGCGUGGAGCAGAGAGGACAGAAGCCUGGGGAACUGUACAAGACAGAUAGCAGCUCGCAGGCCAGUACGCAGAUCAACAGUCCCCUGGCCUCGCCCACGCAGUCGCCCACACCCUCUCCCUCAGGCAGCGUCAGCAGUGUGUGUCCUGGCCUCGGACCCCUCCCCCUCAUCACACAGUUUUCCCGCCCCCUGGGGCCCGCACAAGGUGAUGGUCGAUACUCGCUGCUUGGUCAGCCCUUACAGUACAGCCUAUGCCCCCCUCAGCUGAUCCACAGCCAGUCCUCGUAUCCCACACACCAGGGACAAACUGGAAUGAAGCACGGCACGCGAGGGAAGCGACAGACCCUGAAAUCAGCAUCCACAGACCUGGGCACCAACGAUUUAGUGGUCAGCCGCGUGCUGGAGGUGACGGACCUCCCCGAGGGCAUCACGCGCACGGAGGCCGAGAAGCUCUUCAACCAGCUGGCCAUGUCAGGCGCCAAGAUCCAGUGGCUGAAGGACACGCAGGGCAGGGGCGACGGCGGGGGCGGCAAGGGCGACAACGACCCGGCGCACCUCUACACCGUGGUGGCCGUGUUCCCCAGCACCAUGGCCGCCCAGAGCGCUUCCUUCAAACUCAAUAACUCCACCAGCCGCUUCAAGCUGCGCGCCACCAAAAAGAACUAUGACCUGCGGAUUCUGGAGCGGGCCAGCUCGCAGUAGGGCAGCGGGGCAGGGUCGCGGCGGGGAAAACGAAUCGUCUCGACAAAAGGGAGGAGAAGUUCCAGAUUGGCGUACUCCAAAUUUCUAUUUUUUUUUAUUUACCUUUGUUUUUUGGGUCUUUUUUUUUUGUCAGAAGAGCACACAAGACACGCGAGCAUGCGUGCGGUUUGAUGCGCGUAUGUGUGUGGAGCAUUUACUGACCGUGUGCGCGUGCCCACCCACCCACACGCACGUACGAUGACCCGACGCGCGGCGCACACGAGGACACACUGGACAGUCGACCUCACUUUACCCACAAUCCCCCACCCCACCCCCCAAACUUGUCCUCCAUCUUUUAUUUUCUGCUCCUCUGCUACCUCCCCCUUGUCCUGUUUUCUCUACUCAAACUCCCGGUCUCUUGCACCCUCACCUUCCCUUCUCACUCAUACUCUCACGACUUCUCCCCUCUCCUGGCGCACUCUCGCUCUCUCUCACUGUAGCGCACACCUCUCUCUCUCUCUCGUUCUCUCUUGGCUGCCUCCGUUGGCUUCUGUUUGCCUUACUACUGCUGUGGCUUCAUGUGCUGCGCUGUUGAUCUUUUCUUUAUUCUGUUUCUUCGUUCGUUUUCGUUUUUUUGUUUUCUGUUUUUUUUGGUUGAAUAUAUUUAUAUAAGUGAUUUAAGGAUUUAAAAAUAUAUAUAUUCAGUGAUUUCAGUGGAAGAGUUUAUCCCUCCCGUCCUCACCACACACUCUCGCCCUGCUCAUUCUCAGCCCCUCGCUUUCCCCUUCCCCUGCCUUGCCUCUUCUUCCUCCAUCUUCCUGCUCCUCCUCCUUGAUCUUUUCUCUUUCUUGUGUUUGCGUUUUUCGUUGACAGCUGUGCAGAACGUAUCAGAAGAAGUAUUUAAAAAGUGCACAAUUGAUUGCAUAUGUCUACUGUAAAUUUUAUUUAAUCUGUUAUUUUUGUUUUUAAAAAUAUAAAAGUGAAAAAAAAACCCUG
Molecule: messenger RNA, 4880 nt
Organism: Lepisosteus oculatus (spotted gar)
Lineage: Eukaryota; Metazoa; Chordata; Actinopteri; Semionotiformes; Lepisosteidae
Product: R3H domain-containing protein 2
Molecular function (GO): nucleic acid binding
Source: RefSeq, a predicted model, not a curated record